Durotheca rogersii is the source of this 2022-nucleotide messenger RNA. Its product is annotated as sodium/proline symporter. The coding region runs from base 1 to 2022 and encodes 673 amino acids. Gene Ontology annotation, cellular component: plasma membrane. Lineage: Eukaryota; Fungi; Ascomycota; Sordariomycetes; Xylariales; Xylariaceae. Gene Ontology annotation, biological process: urea transmembrane transport. The transcript is spliced from 9 exons. Gene Ontology annotation, molecular function: urea transmembrane transporter activity. The record is from RefSeq and is a predicted model, not a curated record.
AUGUCUGGCCAAGUGCAUCCCCCCUUGCCUCAAGGCGCCGGCUACGGCGUCGUCGUCGGGUUCGGUGUCGCUUUCGCCCUAGGUAUGAUCUGGGUUACCAAGGCCUUAAAGAAGUCGUUCAAUGAAGACAACAAAUCCACCGAAACAUUCAUGGUCGCCAAUCGUACCGUCGGCACUGGUCUGACGGCAUCGGCGGUGAUAUCCUCCUGGCUCUACAGCACCGCCCUCCUUGGAGCCUCGCUACUGACCUAUAGGUACGGUCUGGCGCUUGGUGUGUGGUGGGGGGCAUCGGCCAGCACAAUGGUGUGCUUCUUGUCCCUCCUCGCCAUCGAGGCCAAGCGCCGGGCGCCCAACGCGCACACCCUGCUGGAACUGAUUAGGGUGCGGUACGGGACCUUCGCCCACCUGCUCUGGAUCGUGUUCUGUCUCCUGACCAACGUCCUGAACUUCACGGGCAUGCUACUGGGGGCCAGCGCUGCUGUCACAUCUCUGACCGGGAUGGACGUCAUUGCCAGCACUUAUCUCCUGCCACUCGGUGUGGGCGUUUAUACAUACUUUGGCGGGCUCCGAGCCACAUUCCUCACCGAUUUCUUGCAUACUUUUAUAAUCAUGAUCAUUCUGGUCUGGCUGAUGAUCAAGAUUCUCGUAGCUAAGGAGAUUGGGUCGAUUGGGGCUCUAUACGACGCAGUGGUCGCGGCCGACAAGAUCCGCCCAGUGGCGGGCAACUUUGAGGGCUCACACCUGACCAUGCGGAGUGAGCAAUGCCUGUACUUCGGCAUCCUUCACGUCAUAUCGAAUUUCGGCGCUGUCAUCAUGGAUACUGGGUUCUGGCAAAAAGGAUUCUCUGCGGAUGUUGCCGCCGCUGUCCCUGGCUAUGUCCUAGGGGGCGUCGCGUCUUUCUCGGUCCCGUGGACCGUGGGAACCUUCGGCGGCCUCGCCGCUGUUGCCCUCGAAUCAACCCCUGCUUUUCCCACGUACCCUAGGUUGAUGACCACGGAGGAGGUCAGCUCGGGGCUAGUCUUGCCGUACGUUGUGCAGGCGGUUACUGGAGCCGGCGGUGCUGGAGCGUUACUGAUCACAAUAUUCAUGGCUUGCACCUCUGUCGCGUCAGCCCACAUGAUAGCUAUCAGCUCUAUCAUAUCGUUCGAUAUCUACGGGACGUACAUCAACGAGAAAGCUACCGACAAGCAGCUGAUUAGGUGGUCGCACAUCGGCGUCGUCGUCACGUCUCUCGUAAUCCCCUCGCUAGCGACGGCCUUCGAUCAGGGCGGCGUUGACAUGACCUGGCUGCUCUACGUGGUCGGCAACAUCACGAAUCCGGGAUGUUUCCCAACCAUAUUUGCCCUCCUAUGGAAGGGGCAGACCAAGGCCGCCGCAAUCACGGCGCCCAUCGUCGGCGUCUGCUGUGCGGUCUCCGUCUGGCUCGGCACCGCGUAUGCCUACUUUGGCGAGAUCUCCAUCGCGUCUACCGGUAGCACGAUGCCGUCCCUCUUCGGGUGUGUCACCGCCUUCUUCGUCCCCUUGCCUGUGUCGUUGCUCGUGUCGUUGGCCCGGCCGAGUUCUUUCGAAUGGUCCGUGUUCAGACGGCAGAUUAAGAAGGUCCGCCAGUCGGAGGGAGAAAAAGCAGAGAACCAGGAGGACCCGGAGUCGUGGUUCACCCCGGAGAGGAAGCAAUACAUGAAGAAGAUGACCAGAUGGGCCAUAUUCUGGACCAUAUUCACACUCCUGGGGCAUUUCUUCCUUUGGCCAUUCGCUAUGUACGGUGCGAAGAUGGUUUUCUCAAAAAGCUUAUUUACAGCAUGGAUCGUGGUCUCCCUCAUUUACCUCUUCUUCACGCUUUUAGUCAGCAACAUAUAUCCCCUAUACGAUGGCGGUAUCCGGAAAAUAUGGACAGUCGUUACCGGGAGGGCGUCUCGUAAAGGCGAAACCAGUAUCGAGGGGCAACUGGAAGCAUCGGAUGGAUCCUCUGACACCCCGCCGGCAAAGCAGGCGAGUGUCGAGACGAAGGUGCUCGAGGCCUGA